Molecule: messenger RNA, 1239 nt
Organism: Striga hermonthica
Lineage: Eukaryota; Viridiplantae; Streptophyta; Magnoliopsida; Lamiales; Orobanchaceae
Source: the annotation of a GenBank genome assembly
AUGGUGAAGACAAGUGCUGAGGAAGAAGGACAAGCAGCAGUUAGCAGCUUGAGGCUAGCCAGGAUUCACAAGCAUCUCCAAAACAUUAACAAGCCUCCUGUCUUCACCAUUCAGAGCCCAGAUGGAGACCUCAUUGAUUGUGUUCACAAAAGAAGACAGCCAGCUCUGGAUCACCCGCUUUUGAAGCAUCACAAGAUUCAGAGAGUUCCAUCUGCAAUGCCGAAAACCAAGGACGACGCUGCAGACGAAACAAACACCACAAAGAGCGUAGACGGGCUCAAAGGUGUGUGGCAAAUGUGGCAUCAAAAGGGCCAACUGUGCCCGAAAGGCACGGUGCCCAUCAGACGUAGCUCGGUCCACGACGUGCUUAGGGCCAAGUCGUUGUAUGAUUUUGGAAAGAAACAAACAAGGCCUUUGUCCUUUCCCGGCCGUCGUCGCAACCCAACCGACGAGCCCACUAACGAUGAUCUCAAUACCAAUAACCAUGAGCAUGCUAUUGCAUAUGUGACAUCAUCAGAGGGGAUAUACGGGGCAAAAGCGUCGAUAAACGUGUGGGACCCAUCAGUAGAAGGACGAGUCGAGUUUAGCUUGUCUCAGAUUUGGGUUCUGUCCGGCUCCUUUGAUGGCACCGACCUCAACAGUGUUGAAGCUGGCUGGCAGGUUAGUCCGGAGCUGUAUGGAGACAGUAAACCCAGAUUAUUCACCUAUUGGACGUCUGAUGCAUAUGAAUCAACGGGAUGCUAUAAUCUUCUAUGCUCUGGAUUUGUGCAAACAAAUAGUCGAAUUGCAAUUGGAGCUGCUAUCUCUCCAGUCUCAUCCUUACACCAAACCCAGUAUGACAUCACCAUCCUCAUAUGGAAGGAUCCAAAGACAAAGAAUUGGUGGAUGGCCUUUGGGGACAACACGUUAGUGGGCUACUGGCCCAACGAACUAUUUACUCACUUAUCACAUCGGGCCACAAUGGUCGAGUGGGGCGGUGAGGUCGUAAACACCCGGCCCAAAAAUAAACACACGUCCACUCAAAUGGGCUCGGGCCAUUUUGCGGAAGGCGGGUUUGGGACAGCAAGCUAUUUUCGCAACCUACAAAUAGUUGGCUCAGAUAACGGAUUGGUCACGGCCCAUGAUAUAACAACGUUGGCUGAGCAUGUAAAUUGCUAUAAUAUCCAGAGCUCAUAUAGCAGUAAAUGGGGCACAUACUUUUAUUAUGGUGGGCCUGGAAGAAACCCAAAAUGUCCGUGA